Molecule: messenger RNA, 9114 nt
Organism: Bicyclus anynana (squinting bush brown)
Lineage: Eukaryota; Metazoa; Arthropoda; Insecta; Lepidoptera; Nymphalidae
Gene: Ncc69
Product: bumetanide-sensitive sodium-(potassium)-chloride cotransporter
Exons: 25
Coding region: 267-3698 (1143 amino acids)
Biological process (GO): chloride ion homeostasis; cell volume homeostasis; chloride transmembrane transport
Cellular component (GO): membrane
Molecular function (GO): sodium:potassium:chloride symporter activity
Source: RefSeq, a predicted model, not a curated record
ACAGCAUUCGCCACGCUAUUCCGCACUAUUCCGCCAGUCGCCACUCACACUCGUUCAGUUAUUAAUAGCACAACAAUAGGAAUAGGGAUCACGUUCAAUAGACAUUCACAUUUACAUUUAAGAUUGAUCAUUCAUGAUUCACUCACAAGUCACAUUUCACAUUCACAUUCAGUUAAUUUCAAGCAAGAAGUUUGUAAGGGAGGAUGCUGUUUCUGAAUUAAACGUGGAUAUUUUUUGACCUCUUUGAACAAAGUGCAUGCCACAAAAUGGGAUCCUCACAGAAAGAUAUUGAACUGAGCCCUGUUAACACGACACCUAACAGCAGUAAGCCAGCUGUAGAAAAAGUGAAUAUUUUAGUGAACGAUGAGGAAGACGUGAUUAUAGGACGAUUCAGGAAGAUCAGCUCGGCAAAGUCCAUGGCUGCGACGAAUGGUAACAUACAAUAUCCAUCGGAAGUGGUGAAAAACGAUGAUGUAGAGUCGGGGCUCCAUUUUCGGGCGAAAGAGCCGGAGAAAGAUAAACUGCUACCGGAAGCGGUAUCCAAUGGUGGGCUGGUGAGGUCAAAGGUGCCGGUCACCAAAAGCAGCUUCCGGGAUGUCGAGAAGCCGUCCAGGUUCAAGGACCAGCCGUCUGCCACACGAUUUCAGAUGGAAGACAAGCAGGACGAGGCGACGGACUCGGAGGGCUCGGGCAUGGAGAGUGACGACCCUCUCACCGCCACUGACACCAAAUAUGGCAAGAGCUUCAGACAUUUCACCCGUGAGGCCCUACCUCGGCUGGACAACUAUAGGAAUGUCCUGUCGCUGCACGCGGCGCCGCGCCCGACGUUGGAUGAGCUGCACAACGCUUCGCUGUCCAGGAAGCCAGGUCAGACCCUGGAGAAGGACCAGGGGGCGCCGGCCAUGCGAGCCACCAACGUGAAGUUCGGCUGGCUCCAGGGGGUGCUGAUGCGCUGCCUGCUCAACAUCUGGGGGGUCAUGCUCUUCCUGCGCCUGUCCUGGGUGGUGGGGCAGGCGGGUAUUGCGCAGGCAUCGCUGCUGAUACUGACCACGUCGGUGGUGACCACCAUCACGGCGCUCUCCAUGUCGGCCAUCAGCACCAACGGAGUCAUCAAGGGAGGCGGGACGUACUACAUGAUAUCACGGUCUUUGGGGCCGGAGUUUGGGGGCUCCAUCGGGUUGAUAUUCUCUAUGGCGAAUGCUGUGGCGUGCGCUAUGUACGUGGUUGGCUUCGGCGAGUCGCUCAUCACCCUCAUACCGGAGUCCGCGUACAUGGUCAGCAAGAGUUGGGACCAAGCAAUAUACGGCUGCAUAACAAUAGUUCUAUUAACCGGCAUCGUGAUAGUGGGGCUGGAGUGGGAGGCCAAGGCGCAGAUAGUGCUGCUGAUCAUCCUGCUGGCGGCCAUCGCUGACUUCUGCAUCGGCUCCAUCAUCGGCCCCAAAAGUGACGUGGAAGUCGCCCAGGGAUUCGUGGGCUACAACAUGACGGUGCUACGUAGUAACGUGGGUCCGGACUACAGGAUGUUCGAGGGAGUGGAGCAUAACUUCUUCUCCGUGUUCUCGAUAUUCUUCCCCGCCGCUACCGGGAUAUUGGCGGGGGCUAAUAUAUCAGGGGAUCUAAAGGACCCCCAAAAAUCGAUACCAAAGGGAACACUACUAGCGAUAUUACUGACGACGAUAUCGUACGUGCUGAUAGCGCUGAUCGCGGGCUGGACGGUGUUGCGCGACGCGUCGGGCGACCUGGCGGACGUCGGCAACUGGACCAUGGACCAGUGUCGGCACAACGGCACGUGUCAGUACGGACUGCAUCACAGCAAUGACGUGAUUCGGCUGGUGUCUGCGUUCGGUCCGCUGAUCUACGGCGGAUGCUUCGCUGCUACUCUAUCUUCGGCGCUUGCCUCGCUCGUGUCCGCUCCUAAAGUUUUUCAAGCGCUGUGUGAAGACAAGCUGUAUCCGUACCUGGAGUUCUUCGCGAAGGGGUACGGCGCCAACAACGAGCCGGUGCGCGGGUACGCGCUCACCUUCGUCAUCGCCGUGUCCUUCAUACUUAUGGGUGGUCUGAAUCAGAUCGCGCCGCUGAUCUCCAACUUCUUCCUGGCGGCAUACGCUCUCAUCAACUUCGCCACCUUCCACGCCAGCCUCGCCAAGCCGGUCGGCUGGAGGCCUACCUUCAGGCUGUACAACAUGUGGCUGUCGCUAUUGGGCGCCAUGGUGUGCGUGGCCAUCAUGUUCGUGAUCUCGUGGAGCACGGCGCUGCUCACCAUCGCAUGCCUGCUUGCGCUCUACCUGCUCGUGUCCUACCGGAAACCUGAUGUGAACUGGGGCUCUACGACGCAGGCGCAGACGUACAAAGUGGCGCUGUCCGGCGUCCAUCAGUUGAACCAAGUCACUGAGCACGUUAAAAAUUACAGGCCUCAAAUCCUGGUGCUGACGGGCUUCCCCGGCGAGCGCCCGCUGCUGACCGACUUCACGUAUCUGCUCACCAAGGGCCUGUCCCUCAUGCUGUGCGGACACAUCCUGCAGAGUCCAGUGAACCACCGCACGCGCGAGGCGCUGUCCAACCGCGCGUACCACUGGUUCUUGAAGCGCAAGAUCAAGGCGUUCUACACGCUCGUCGAUGACGUCAGCUUCAAAGAUGGCGCCAGCGCGCUCAUACAGGCGAGCGGCGUGGGUAAGCUGAAGCCGAACAUACUAAUGAUGGGCUUCAAGGAGGACUGGCAGACGUGCGACCGCAGCGCCCUGGCGGACUACGUCGAUGUCAUGCACAAAGCCCUGGACGUGCACAUGGCGCUGGCGCUGCUGCGGGUGGAAGGUGGGUUGUACACGCGCGACGCGCUCGACUCUGACUUGCAGGCCUACCUCGACGACGCAGCGCGCGACCACUCCGCCUUGCAGCGUUCCAUGGGCGACAACUUCAAAGACUCGAAAUCUACUGAAAGUUUGAACACUCAGUCGAGAGGUAGCAGCUUGUCGGACGUAUCGAUAGUGUCGGGCGAGCUGCCCAAGGUGUCGCCCGAUCCCACCGGCAAGUUCCAGAAGCAGAACAAAGAGAGUAAAACCCUGGGCGACGUGGUGCGCCGCAUCGGCAUAGUGAACCGCGCGCGCCGCGUGUCCUCCUUCACUUCCGUGGAGCAGUUCACCAAGAAGCAGGCCGGCACAGUCGACGUCUGGUGGCUCUAUGAUGAUGGCGGUCUAACGCUGCUGCUGCCGUACAUCCUGUCGACGCGGCGCGCGUGGGCGACGUGCCCGCUGCGCGUGUUCACGCUCGCCAACAAGAAUACAGAGAUGGAGAUCGAGGAGCGCAACAUGGCGUCUCUGCUGUCCAAGUUCCGCAUCGACUACUCGGCGCUGAAGAUGAUCCCGGACAUCACGAAGAAGCCGCGGGACGCCACGCUCGCGUACUUCGACCAGCUCAUCGCGCCCUUCCGCACGCCGGACGACACGAACGAUAAUAUGGGCAUCACUGAAGCUGACUUACUAGCGGCCCGCGAACGAACAAACAGAUAUCUGCGUGUACGCGAACUGAUCAACGAGCACAGCAGCGGUGCGAGACUAGUAUGCGUCACACAACCCAUGCCGAGGAGGAGGGGGCUACCUCCCGCGUUGUACGCCGCCUGGCUGGCCGUGCUAGCUACAGCGGCCCAGAGGGUACUCCUUGUUAGGGGAAACCAUGCUGCAGUACUAACUUUCUACUCUUAAUGUAUGUACUCUCCUGGUACCUCGACCACCGAAUAAUAUGACAGUGUAUCACAAUUAUUGUUACCAUAGUCGUGGUAUUAGUUAUUAAUAUUUUAUAUUGGGUGUAGAACGUAAGAAAAGAGGGCUUGCAGCCCGCUGUUUACGUCGCCUGACACUGUGUUAGCUACAGCGGCUCAGAGGGUGCUCCUUGUCAGGGGCAACCAUGCCGCCGUACUAACGUUCUACUCCUAAUAUAUAUGCUCUCCUGGUACUUUGACCACCGAAUAAUAUGACAGUGUGUGUAUUACGAGUCUAAUUUAUUGUUACAUGGUUUCGUUAUUUAAUUUACGUUUAAGACGUGUUGCUUGUUUGGGGCAACCAUACUAAUGAAACUCGUAUUCUACUGUAACAAAAAUUUACUGUAACGUAUAUGCUUUCCUGGUAUUUUCCACUAUAAAUACGUUAGGUCCAAAAACUUUUCGAGUUAAUGAUCUCCUAGUAAUUUUACUGAUGAGUAUACCCUUCUUUUCAGAACCAAAAUCGAAAAGAACUCAAAUAAAAAUACUUUAAUUAAAUUCUUAUUAUUACCAUGCAUUAUUUAAAAUUCCUAUAAUGGAAUGGGUUACAGUUGUAAUUAUGGAAUUUAUGAAGCAUAUCUGCUUGAGCAGAUAUCUGCAGCAUAUCUGCUUGGCUCAGAGUCACACAGCGGGCGAUGGAACGAGCUAUGUUAGGAGUAUCUCUGCGUGAUCGAAUCAGAAAUGAGGAGAUCCGCAGAAGAACCAAAGUUACAGACAUAGCUCAACGAGUUGAGAAGCUGAAGUGGCAAUGGGCGGGGCACAUAGUUCGAAGAGCCGAUGGACGUUGGGGUCCCAAAGUGCUGGAAUGGCGACCCCGCACUAGUAAGCGCAGUGUUGGCCGACCCCCCACCAGGUGGACUGACGACAUCAAGCGAGUCGCAGGGAUUCGCUGGAUGCAGGUGGCUCAGUAUCGUAAUGUUUGGAAGUCCCUACAAAAGGCCUAUGUCCUGCAGUGGACGUCCAUCGGCUGAUAUGAUGAUGGUGAUGAUGAUCUGCUUGAACGUCAGCAAUAACUGAAGCUGACUUUGGACUACUUAUACUUUUAUGCUCUCCUAGUAAUUUUAACUCAAAAUCUUGAUAUUCACAAGUAAUUUUAAUAUAAUACCAGUGAAUUUAGUAAUAAAACUAUACUAAUAAUAUUUUUAUAUGGAUCUGUUUGUAUGUCUUUUAAUUUUAUUAACAAAUCAUAAGUACAUCACACAUUAAUUAGUUAAAUUAAUUCUCAUAGUUUCCAUUACGAGAUGUCGAUGUCGACAUAACUUUUUAUUAUACUCGUAGUUGUGCAUUCCUAAACGAGCAGAGCAUAGUAAUGUCGAUAAUCCAAUGUAGCGUGUCGGAGCCGACAUUCCGUGUGCCUGAAAGUACAAAUUAAUAUUUAUGUUUAACAGUUAUUAGGUUAACAACACAUCACCAUUGUUGUUUCUCUCAACGACUAUUUGACACGCGCGUAAGUGCGAUCUCACUUAAUGACAAGUGAUGAAUGACAAGUAAGUACAGUGAUCUGUAAAGGGCGGCUAUCCAUUAAUUAUGUCACAUGGUUUCGAUGACUUUUUGAACUCUACCCCUGUUCUUGUCACAGUUGUCACGUUUUUCAAAAUUGUCCUUUCCUAAAGUGACUGUGAUAUUGCAGAUUUAAUUCUGGAAAUUUUGUUUAGUUUAUAGUUAAUUUGUAAUUAACAAAACAGUAAAACGUAAUAUUGACAGAUUUAGAGAUAAUACAUUAUAUUGUAUUAUUAAAAUGUUUAAACACUUAUUAUCCUGGAAUUUUUGUUUAGUUUAGCUUGGUUUUCGUCUUAAAUUUUAUUUUGUAAAAAAAUCUAUUAUUGAAAUUGGUAAUUAACAAAACAGUAAAACGUAUUAUUGACAGAUUUAGAAAUAAUACAUUUUAAUAUACUAUAUUAUUAAAAUGUUUAAACCCCUCCCGUGACUGACCGACAUCUAUUCAGAAAUUUCCAAUGAUUAUGGCGACUCGCUAUAGUGAUGUGUUCUUACCCUAAUACUAGCAUAGAUUUACAUAGAGCGUUGUAUGCCAUUGUGGUCCUUAUUAUAAAGUAAUAAGAUUGACAAUUGCUUUAACUAUUUGUAACGUGAUUUGAGUUAUAACCAUCAAAUGUAAUCGUUGUAAUAGUAAUAAUUAACACAUACUAAUAGUUAAUAAUUAACUUAUUAUAUGUGAGUUGUGACUGAUUUAGAAAGAAACUAUAUGACAUUUUUUGGUUUGUCUACUUUUUGCUAAAGCGUUAGCUUUGGCGUUCUUUGUGUGGUUUGUUAUCUUACCAAUACAUCCGAAGCCCAACGGAGUAUCUACUCCGUAUAUAUGUACUUUUAGAGCCGUGAUAGCCCAGUGGAUAUGACCUCUGCCUCCGAUUCCGGAGGGUGUGGGUUCGAAUCCGGUCCGGGGCAUGUACCUCCAACUUUUCAGUUAUGUGCAUUUUAAGAAAUUAAAUAUCACGUGUCUCAAUCGGUGAAGGAAAACAUCGUGAGGAAACCUGCAUACUUGAGAAUUAUCUUAAUUCUCUGCGUGUGUGAAGUCUGCCAAUCCGCAUUGGGCCAGCGUGGUGGACUAUUGGCCUUAUCCCUCUCAUUCUGAGAGGAGACUCGAGCUCAGCAGUGAGCCGAAUAUAGGUUGAUGACGACGACGACGAUAUAUAUACUUUUAGACGAAUUUUACGAACUGACGAAAAUAUAAACUUUUUAACAUUUUAUCUUAUAUUCGGAUAAUGAAAAGAGGCUUUUUUAUAUUUUCUAUGUUUUAACUAACUCGAAUAAUUUGAGCUAAAUAGGAUUUCUAUUUAGCAAUGAUAUUUUUUUUAAAUUAUUUGGUAAAGAAGUGUAUAAUUAUAAGUAAACGUAAUUUAAAAAUUAUUUUUGUAUAUAACAGGUAUUUAUUUGAAAUUAAUCAUUGCUUAUAAGUUUCAAAUACUUUAUGAAAAUUUUCUAGAAGGUCUGUAGAAAAUUUCUUGAAAAUCUUACUUCUAUUGAAAUUUUGGAUUUACUGAAUUGCGAGUGAUUUUUUUUUACAAACUUAUCAAAUUGUGCCUCUAUUUGUAACCCAGACGCUUAGGCAAAUAAUAAAUACUUUUCGGAAAUAAUAAAACUGAUUAGUAAUAAAGUUUUGUGUGAAUAUUUUUGUAAUAUUAUAAUAUUAAUAUAGCGCUAUUUUUGGUAUUUGGUAUUUUUGGGAGUGUUUAUAAAUUUUUUUAAUCCAUUAUUCUGCGUAAUGGAAUAAAAACGUGUCUUUUGUAUGAGAUUUUAGCCUAAUUAUAUUUUAGAAAUACAUUUUGUAUUAUAACAUUAUAAUGUAGAAUGGGACUUAGAGUUUCACAAGAGGAAUCAAUUUAUGUACAUAAUUUUGCUGCAAACUUCAUUUCUUUCGUAUGUUGUACGCAAUCCUUAAGGUAAAAGCCUGCGAUAGCUAGACAUACCUCAAUAUAUAAUUGUCAGCUUAUAAUUAUAUGAUUGAUUCUAUGAUUAUAAAUACCAUAGAAUAAACAAAGAUCCAGAAUGAGUCUUCUAAAGCGACGUGGUGAAGCCGCUGAAAUUCAUAAAAAACAAACGUCACUCGUUUCCUUGACAUCCGCAUAUACAAAUUGUUUUCAUAAUUUGUAUUUCAAAAUUGAAGACUAUAACAAUUACGUAAAUUAAUAUAAUAAUAAUUAUAUUAAUUUACCUACGUAAUUAUUAUAAUUAUUCGAAGCGUUUGCGAUCGUAGAAAGAGAAUCGACUUGCCACUUGGCUACAAGGACUGGUCUGAAUUGGAGCAUCUCAACUUUCAUAAAAUGAGAUGUGUCUGGCAUUCACAGACUGUCGCUUACAAAAUUAUAAGUACCUACAAAGUUAUCUGAAACUAGUUCUUUUAAAUGAUAAUAAUAAUAUUAAUAUAAUCAUUUUACGAGCCGUGAUAGCCCAGUCGAUAUGACCUCUGCCUCCGACUCCGGAGGGUGUGGGUUCGAAUCCGGUCCGGGGCAUGCACCUUCAACUUUUCAGCUGUGUGCAUUUUAAAAAAUUAAAUAUCACGUGUCUCAAACGGUGAAGGAAAAACAUCGUGAGGAAAUCUGCAUACCAGAGAAUUAUCUUUAUUUUCUGCGUGUGUGAAGUCUCCCAAUCCGCAUUGGGCCAGGGUGGUGGAUUAAGCCCUAAUCCCUCUUAUUCUGAGAGAAGACUCGAGCGCAGCAGUGAGCCGAAUAUGGGUUGAUGAUGAUGAAUCCUUUUACCUGCUUGUCCAUUUUACAUUUUACGAGUGUGUUUUGUUGUAUGAAUCUUUACGAUCAUGUUGUUCAUAUUUUAUUAAUUAAUUAAUACUAAACAUCACGUAUAUGUACGUAUCUUUGUUUGUAUUUUAGUUAGCUAUUGAUUUCAAACAGCACAUUAAUUUUUACGAUCUUCUUAAUGUGCGAUUGACGUGCGUUGCCCAAGUUUUUACCUGUUUCACAGAUUUUCACGUGAGUUUUUGUCGCGAAAUAGCUUUAAAGGCUUUUUUUUUGACGUGAAAGCUCUGAAUACAUAAUAAUACGAAACGUCGAACUGGGCUACUGGCUGUUUCGGUUUGUUUUUCGCAAAAUAAAAGUCGAGUGAGACUAUUGAUAUUAAAUUCUUAUUUUAUAGUUUUCAAUUAUAAUUAUUAUUAUUAAAAAGUUAGUAUUUAAAUUUUUUUUGGAAUUUUGAAAUUAUUUUGUUUAUUCUCUUUUUGCUUAGAAUUUAGAAAUUCAUCCUAAAUUACAUGUUACCUACAUGUAAUUUCAGAUGAAUUUCAACAAAAUAAAACUAAGAAUGAAAUGAAGUUAUAAGCUUUUUUUCCGCAAACUAUAUUUCAAUCAUUCGUAGGCCAUACUGUUUUCGGUUAUGCUUAACGCUAAAUAUUAAUCGUAUCGUACAUGUUUUCAGUAGGUUGGUAAAUAGCCAUGGACCAGAUUUGAGCCAACGUAAAAAAUAUAAUUGGCUAGUAAUAAAUAUAUAUUUAAUUAAUAUAUAACUCGUGUCCAUUGACUUGACACUUUACUACCAAACAAAUACAAAAACCAUUCGAGAAAGGUGUCCAGUUUAUCCAUACGAGCUCUGAUUGUAAUAUAAUUGCCUUGGCUAGGAAUUGAACCCAGAAUUUUAGGGCUAUAGAAUUUGAUUUUAACUUCGCAAAAGAGAUUGUCAAUAAAAACUUUUCUGAGUAGUAUUUAUAUAUUGUAUUCCUGUUGAUUGUUACUAAUUUAAUUACUGAGGAUUUUAAUUACUAACAUUAAAUUGAAUAAAGAUUAACCUGAUACGUAACAUCUAAUCUCUUUUAUAUCCUGACUAUUAGAUAAUGUUGUAAUUUAUACAAAUAAUAAUUAAUUUAUUUGAUUAUUGAAUAAAGAUGAUACAAUUUA